AUGAACUCUUCCCCUCGUCAAAUCCCGCGCUUUCUUAAAGACGUUCAAAACGCAAAUCCCCAGACUUUGCAAGGAAAAUUUCGCAAACUCGAGUCUGAAGAUAAUGAACGUUCAAAACACGCAAAUGAUAAAGAUAGUCGUUUCUCCCUCACAAUCGCCAGUAGCAAGGCUGCUGGUCCAUUUAACAGAUACAUGGAUAUAAUGCCGUACAACCACUCACGCGUGAAACUCUCAUCGGGAAAGACAGACUAUAUCAAUGCUAGUUAUCUCGAUGCUCCUGGGAAGAUAAGGCGAUACAUUGCGGCUCAAGGACCGUUAUCAAAGACAAUUGAUGAUUUUUGGUUGAUGGUAUGGGAGCAGAAUUGUGGGGUGGUAGUAAUGUUGACGCAAGAACGGGAGAAGAAUUUGCCAAAAUGCACGAGGUAUUGGCCCGAGAAGGAUAAAUCUUUUAAUUUUGAUGACAUUGGAAUGACAGUUACUCUCGAGUCAGAGGUUUUAGAUCCGAGUAUAUCAUCCGUUAUGCGUAGUAUAACCCUUACCAGGAAAGAUGAUGAUAAUAGCGGACAGCCUUCUAAAACUCGUCGAAUUACCCAGUUACACUUUAUGGGAUGGUCUGAUCAUGGAGUGCCUGAUUCUCCAGAUGCACUUUUGCUAUUAAUUUCCAAGACAAACGAACUACAACAAUUGCAUGCCGAUGAAAAUAACGCUCGCACUCCACCGGAUGCUGUUGGACCUGUUGUAGUUCAUUGCAGUGCAGGAGUUGGUCGAACUGGCACAUUCUGUACUGUUGAUAGCGUGAUGGCUUUAUUACCAGCAAUGGAUGAUGAUUCGAUGGAUCUUGUAUUUCAUAUAAUAGGGUUCUUCAGAGAGCAGAGAAUGAGAAUGGUUCAGACUCUACGGCAGUACCAGUUCUGCUACUUGACUUUAUUGAGAAAGUUUAUGCUGGACGGAAUCCACGAGUAA
This is a messenger RNA of Paraglomus brasilianum, 963 nucleotides long. NCBI's taxonomy places the organism in Eukaryota, Fungi, Glomeromycota, Glomeromycetes, Paraglomerales, Paraglomeraceae. The record is from the annotation of a GenBank genome assembly.